Solea senegalensis (Senegalese sole) is the source of this 4274-nucleotide messenger RNA. It is a transcript of the gene wfs1a, whose product is annotated as Wolfram syndrome 1a (wolframin). Gene Ontology annotation, cellular component: endoplasmic reticulum; endoplasmic reticulum membrane. The transcript has 12 exons. Lineage: Eukaryota; Metazoa; Chordata; Actinopteri; Pleuronectiformes; Soleidae. Bases 136 to 3267 code for a protein of 1043 amino acids. Gene Ontology annotation, molecular function: protein binding. The record is from RefSeq and is a predicted model, not a curated record. Gene Ontology annotation, biological process: calcium ion homeostasis; endoplasmic reticulum unfolded protein response.
CAGUGUGAGUCUCUGGUUUCGGGGGGCUGAGUGCAACAGACUCCAGCAUGGACAACAGACACAACAUUUAAAGGCAGGAGAAGAAUCUACUAGAAAAUCCAGUGAAAUUCUGCCCAUGUACUUAUAACGAGAAAAAUGGAGAAGGAUUUCUCAACAACACCCACGCCUGUGAAAACCCAGGAGUCUUGCUCCGUCAUGGAUGAACCUCCUCUCUCCUCUCCCAUGCCGAUCCGUCCCUCCCAUGUCUCCAGUAACCUCUCCGCUUCACCCUCUCAGUCAACCAAACCUCCACCCUCCACAGAAACAGUGACAGACCCCACAGAAUACCCUCACAAUGCUUCACAAUCUGCUCACACCAUGCGUAAACCAACAGCCUACCCUCCCACUGUGGAUGAAUCGAAGCAGUGCGUAUCUGCUGCUGUGUCCUCGAGACCUGUUUCUACCAAAGAGUCCUCUCCUACAUCAAACGAAACUCAGACGAAGCUCACCUCUGCCUCUGCUGCCACAGCCAGCGACAGUGUGACAGAUUCCCCUGCUGCUUCUUCCAGUGCUCCUGUAAAACGCACCUUCGUGUCCAUGGCCAAGCGGGUGAUCAUUCAGGAAAGACUCAGAAAGGCAGAGGAAGUGGACUCCAACGAUGAAGAAGAUGAUGAAGAACCAGAGGAGGAACUGUCCUUGGAGCAGAUGGUGGAGAAAGCUAAAGCUGGUGAUGCCAGAGCUCAGACACGGCUGGGUCAACACUACCUGAUUCUUGCUGAAGAGAAAGACCCCGAGCAAAAUAACCUUCUGGCUGUUAACUGGCUGUUAAAAGGAGCAAAACAGGGCAGAAAACGUGCAGCACGAUUACUGCAGCGCUGUUGGAUCCAGAAAAAAGGAAUUACUCCAGAGAAUGAAGCUGAUGUGCGCAAGUUGUCAAAGGAGAGUAAGUUUGAGCUGGCAGUACGCAAAGCAGCCAUUCUGAUGUACUUCAAGCUCAACCCUGAGAGGAAAAAUAAGGUGCCUGUGGCUGAGAUGCUCGGAAAUGUCAGCCAGGUCAAUGCAGUACCAGGUGGCAGUGCAAGCAGGAUUCCAAGCCCUACUUCAGGCCAGACCCAGAAAGUGUUGGAAAACAUGGUCAUCAAUGAGUCCAAACAGUUGGUGGACCUGGAGGACUUUGUUGAAAUGACAAAAAAUUAUGCACAAGGGAUUGUGCCCUCUGUAUCCCAGGAGAGUCGAGCACUUCAGGAGGGUGAUGAGGAGCACGAGUCCGAUGUGGUUCCAUCAGGAUGCAAGAAGUCGCACAAACGUCCUUGGAGUUUUGGUCGAAGUGGGAUGAUGUUGGACUCCAAACAAACUGGGGCCAUGAAAAGAGCCAUGGACAUGAAGUCACGCUUAACGAUGCUGCAGUAUCCGCUGCAUUCCGUUAUGGAUGCCAAGGAAAGUCUGGUCGACUGGGCGUCACGGGCCGGUGUCCAGUGGCUGAGCACAAUCAUCCCAACGCAACACGUCAACGCACUUAUAUUUUUCUUCAUCAUCAGCAACCUGACAGUGGACUUGUUUGCAUUUGUCAUUCCUCUGCUUGUGUUCUACCUCUCCUUCAUUUCCAUGAUCAUCUGCACGCUGCGUGUUUUUAAGAAGAGCAAGACUUGGGAGAACUUCAGUGCCCUGACAUCUUUACUGACACGAUUUGAACCUCGGCUGGACGUGGAGCAGGCAGAGACCAACUUUGGCUGGAACAACCUCGAACCGUAUCUCUACUUUAUCAUCUCUGUCUUCUUUGUCAUUUUCUCUUUUCCUGUAGCCAACAAAGGCUGGAUCCCCUGUUCUGAGCUCUCUACUGUGGCCAUCUUCUUCACUGCCGUCAGCUACAUGAGUCUCAGCCCCACUGCUGCGAUGUAUGCUCGCCAAGCAUUAGUCAUAGAGGUGGCAUCAUCUCUGUGUUGCCUGACUCAGUUACUACCACAGAGCAUGACAGUGCUUCGUUAUCUUGGACACACCUUUGCCACAGUGCCUUUAGGGGAUUCAGUGGUGCUGAAGCUGAGUCUCCCCUGCCUGCUGUAUGUCUACCUGUUCUACCUGUUCUUCAGCAUGGCAAAGAUGCGUGGUUUCCGGGGGACUUACUGCUUCUUCGUUCCGUACCUCGUGUGCUUUAUGUGGUGGGAGUUCUCUGUUGUCCUCCUCCGGAGUUCCUCUCCUAUUGGUCUAAUCCGCACCUGUGUGGCCUACUUUCUUUUCCUGUUUGCGUUGCCUGUUCUGGCAUUUGGCCUCGCCACCCUGCUAGUCAUCCAACUCUUCAAGUGGUUCCUUGAGCUGGAACUGACAAAGAUGAUUGUGACACUGGUAAUAUGUGCCAUCCCUGUCACACUGCGCCUCUGGACGCGCUUUAGUAUGUCUAUUCUGGAUGUGUUCCGCUCACUGACCCACCGUGGCCCUGUCAAACUCAUUUUACUCUGUAUCUUCAUGGUAACUUUUAUUUUCUCUAUCUAUGUGUACCAUGCUGAGGGAGAGAAGGUGUAUAAUUCCACAAUGACUUGGAAUCAGUACAGUCAGGCAUGUGGACCCCCCGCCUGGGAAACCAAAGGCAUGGCCCAGACACAGAUCUUCUGUAGCCACCUCCAGGGACACAGAGUCACUUGGACAGGACGUUUCAAACAUGUCCGUGUGGCCGAGACAGAGAAUGGGCCACAUUCGGUCAUUAACCUGUUGCCAGUGUUCAUAGGAGACUGGUUGCGCUGUCUGUAUGGAGAGACAUAUCCCAAAUGUGAGCCAAAGAAUGCUACGGCCACAAAUCAUGUUAACCAUACGGAUUUUAUGCAUUUGGCGGAAGGUUCUGCCGGUUCGGCUACUGUUUCAUUGCCCAUGGUGCUGCGGAUGCAAGAAGAAGAGGAGCUGUGUCAGAUCAAGGCCAUGGCCAAACACAUGUGCCAUGUCAAGCGCUUUGAUAGCUACAGAUUUGAGGUGACAGUAGGCAUGAUCAGAGGUGAGGGGGCAGAUGACCCAGCCAGGGAUGUAAUCCUAAUUGCCAGCAAUGAGUUCAGACAGGUUCUGUUUAGUCUGAAACCUGGAAAUAUGGUGGAGUUCAGCACCAAGCUGGAUGGCCGUCUAGGAUCCAAAGGUCCGGCCUUUGAAAUGAAGGCUAUCAAUUGUCUGGACUGUGUUUCUUCACUGGUGAAUGGAGGCCGGCAGGUGAAGUUAGAGAGAAAUUGGAGGCGCACAACAAUGAGAGCCAUGAAGUUUGCAUUUGAUUUCUUCUUUUCCCCGUUCCUCUCUGCAAAAAUCACUGCUUAAGACUUAAAUACCACUGCACAGUGAAGCUGCAGUGGUAUUCACUUGCUUGAAGUAGUUUUCUUGUGAUGUGACCAUCAAUGUCACUCAUGUGCCUCCUUGCGUCAUGCGUAUGAUGAAGUAUUGUUUACAAAUUGUUCAUUUUGAAACGGUGGAAUCUUACUUUCUGUGUGUGCUUGAAUUUACAUGUUUUACUAUCUCAGUUCAUGUACCUUUUUAAAGUGGUUCAAGAAUGUUCUAUUGCCAGCAUUGAGUUUGGCCCUUGUUUGUAGCCCUUGUUACAAGGAACUAAAUGUUGGGUGUUAACUGGAGUUUGUGUUUCUCAAAAUUGAUCUGUUUUGAGGCAGCGUUGCUGCUGAUUUAUAAUGAGGAAUUUCUUACACGUACCGUACAGUUAAUAUGUUUGCAUGUACACAAUGUAUUUACAUUUAUGUGUACACUUUAAAUAUAUAUGUUUACCCAUAUUUUCAUAUGGGUUCCAUAUUAUUGGUUGCUAAUACCGUUUCUAGUGGUCUUAAAGCGGAUGUUUUUGUUCCGUGAGCUUUAGAGCACAUAAGAUAGCAAUUGGAAAGCCAACUGAUUCAUGUAUCUGUUGUUGUUAGCCCUGGUGGUUGCUAGUGGUACCAUUGCCAGUGUGUGCAGUUUAGGUUAAUGGCUAUCACUGCACACUCAGGCCAAAAUGCAAUGUCAGUGAUGUCAUGACCAAUGACAGGUUUUACUAUUCAUGAAGUUGAUCAAACUGUGCAUCACUUUAUUUUUGCUGCUUAAGAAGGGGGCUACUCAGAGACCUGUGAACAUAUAUUUCAGUUUUUUUUUAACUUUGCUUUUUGUCACCAUCCAGUGGCAGGUCCCCUACUUCAGCAACAUACUGUAUGUGGUUUUUAUUUUGAAAAGUGCAUCAACCCAUGCACAUUAUAUGCACGCUGCAAAAGAUGAGCCUGUAUACUGUCAUUACAAUUCAUUAAAGUGCCUGACUUGAAACCAAAUCUCUCGAUGUACCAUUCACUAGA